Molecule: messenger RNA, 1653 nt
Organism: Aspergillus udagawae
Lineage: Eukaryota; Fungi; Ascomycota; Eurotiomycetes; Eurotiales; Aspergillaceae
Product: putative trimethyllysine dioxygenase TmlH
Exons: 12
Coding region: 1-1653 (550 amino acids)
Biological process (GO): carnitine biosynthetic process
Cellular component (GO): mitochondrion
Molecular function (GO): iron ion binding; trimethyllysine dioxygenase activity
Source: RefSeq, a predicted model, not a curated record
AUGUCUGUUAGCGCAAGGCAUUUUAGGAUCGGACUUACUACGAAGUACACGCGUUUGGCGGUCGGCUCCAGGGGCCUGCCAAACGCAGUCCGCCCUUUGGCCCUGAAUCGGCAACCCGUGCCCAUCCGCCGUUACUCAAGCAUUCCGCCUGAAAACGAGACAACGUCUGCGCAGGAGAAGCAGAUUUCUUCAGACACUUUCUCAGAGAGUGCAAAGAAGACCUCAACGACGCCUGCAGCCGAGACCUCAGCGACGGAUGAAAGGAAAUCUCCAUCAGCAGAGCCUGUGAACAAGACAUCUUCGACAGAGGCCAACGGAAACACAUUGGGAGAUGGAGACGGUACAGCGUGUAUUAAUGGAAAGGAGAAUUUGACGGCGACCACAAACGAGGCCUCCACAACCGAUUCAGAGACAGCUGACAGGAAGACCAAUGCGGAGUUCGAUUCAAUACCGAAGAAUGCUGCGAGACGAUUUGUUUCAGUGCGCUUAGGUCCUCUUGGAUCAAAUGUGACUCGUUACGGGGAGUUUGGACCGUUUUUCCUCAGGGAAAAUUGCCAGUGUCCAUUGUGCCUCCAUCCAGAGACGAAGCAAAGAUCCGUGGAUACUUUCUCGAUACACCCUGCGGUCAAUGCUAAAGACAUCAUAUACGGUCCUAACGUCGUUGAAGUACUCUUCUCUGAUGAACAUAAGGGACUAUAUCCAUAUUCAUGGUUAAAUAGUCAUGUCAACCUCACCACCGAGAGGAAAACAUUCUCUGCGCCGUUCAAGUUCAGAGAAUUCUCAUCCUACAAUCCUGAUCAAGACUCUUACCCUGAAGUCGAGUACUCCAAAGUUAUGUCUGACGACGCCGCGUUGUUAGCAUGGCUUGAUGAGAUUUACAAAUGGGGUUUCUGUUUUGUGAAAGGAGUCCCUGUGGAUCCUGAAUCAACCAAGGCACUUCUCGAGCGGAUUGCCUUUAUCAGACACACUCAUUACGGCGGUUUCUGGGACUUUACAUCGGACUUGACCUUCAAGGAUACUGCCUACACCACGGAAUUCCUAGGCGCGCAUACAGACAACACAUAUUUCACUGACCCGGCUAGACUUCAACUCUUCCACCUUUUGUCGCACACAGAUGGCCAUGGCGGGGCCAGCUUGCUUGUAGACGGUUUCAAGGCUGCCUCCAUCAUGCGACAAGAAAAUCCAAAACACUGCGGAGUCCUUGCCGCUACCAAACAACCAUACCACUCAAGUGGAAAUGAGGACGUAUGCAUACAACCCGCAGAGCAGGCCCCUGUCUUCAAAAUUCAUCCCGAGUUGAGCCGACUGUACCAAGUUCGAUGGAACAACUACGAUCGAGCAGCGAAACGAAACUGGGGAUUGAAGGAGCAGAACCGAUGGUAUAACGCAGCACGCCAUUUUAACAAUAUUAUCCAGCGCCCGGGCGUAGAAAUAUGGACACAGCUUCAGCCCGGAACUGCCCUCAUUUUCGACAACUGGAGAAUGCUUCAUGGUCGUUCCGAGUUCACUGGCAAGCGGCGGAUGUGUGGUGGAUAUAUCAACAACGACGACUUCAUCUCACGUUAUCGGCUUCUGAAAUAUGGAAGAGAAAAGGUUAUCGACAAUCUGGGUAACCUUGCUUACUUUAAGGGUAAUCCCAAUCUGCUGCUGUAA